Molecule: messenger RNA, 1370 nt
Organism: Xylaria bambusicola
Lineage: Eukaryota; Fungi; Ascomycota; Sordariomycetes; Xylariales; Xylariaceae
Product: P-loop containing nucleoside triphosphate hydrolase protein
Exons: 6
Coding region: 436-1122 (228 amino acids)
Biological process (GO): small GTPase-mediated signal transduction
Molecular function (GO): GTP binding; GTPase activity
Source: RefSeq, a predicted model, not a curated record
UGGUCAUCUAACGGCUAUGGACUCUACUCCAUUUGCUGCAGUGUCCGACUUAGAUACUAGCUUGCCAGCGAAGUCACGAGAUGAACACCGCAUUCCAACCUCAGGCUUCACGUUUUCCAUCUCCGAUCUCUGGAAGCCUACGAAGGAGCCGAUUAGACAAUGGAUAAACCAACUACCGGUUCACGUACGCCGUGAGGAGCCCCUCGAGCCAGCCCAUUACCAAAAUCUCAAGCAUUCUCUCAUUCUAGCCUCGAAGACCACCGCCACAAACGGGCGAGGACAAGCCCAGCAGCAGGGUACCGGAAACCAACGGAAUCACGUCGCAGCAGACUCUUUAGCACUGGUCGUGGUCUCGUGAAUCGGAUUUCCAACGCUUGCCAUCGUGUCGUCACGCCAUCUCGAUAUAGCAGCUUAUCCAAAAGACCGGAUUCACGUAUGUCUCGCCUAGGGACGCCGGCACCAGAACCCACUCCCUCGCCAGGAACUCCAAGUUUCAUGCUCAUUGACCGCCCCAAGAUGCGAUUCGUGUUUGUGGGAGAUGCCGCAUGUGGCAAAUCCAGUGUCCUUCUACGUUUCUAUCGCGAUACGUUUACUCAGCACUAUAGCCCGACGCACUAUGAGCUGUUCCACAAAGUGGUGGCAGUCGACGAACAGGAUACCGAUAUAGAGCUAUGGGACACUGCCGGCGAUAUCGCAUUGGAGCAGCUUGCGCGCCUCAGCUAUCUGGCCUGGGAUGCUGUGUUCCUCUGCUUCAGCGUCAACAGCGUACGAUCCUUCAACAAUGCGCGUACUCAGUGGAUCACACAGAUUCGGCGCUAUACUCGCGGCGCUCCCCUUAUUUUCGUCGGCACGAAGACGGAUCAGCGCGUCGGCGCUAGUCUCUGGGCUCCGCUGUAUCCGAACCUUGAGACACGGAUCACCGCUACAGAGGGAGCUAUGACGGCAACGGCAAUUGGCGCUACUAGAUAUGUCGAGUGCUCUGCGAAGACGGGCCAAGGCAUCGUCGGCGUCUUUGAGGAGGGCGUGCGAGCGGUCUACGACCGACGCGAGGCGCUAGGAGAGCUAGAGACAAAGAAUCCCGAUCAUCUCUCUGGCUUGGCGGAGUUUCUCUGCUUCAGAUAAAAAUAGUGACGUGAUAGAUGCGUUCGUCAUGCCUCUACAUUUGUGGACUAGCGACAUUGAACGGCCGGGCGAGUGUAUAAUACUGGUGACUGCUUUGGCAGAGAACCAAUACGGGCGAGCUAUGAUGCCAUGCUAUUGACGUGUAAAUGCGAUUAGCUUAAUCUCAAUGUAGGAGAAAGUACCAAAAGUACAAGUCGCUUACGACGGAGAGACUAAUAUUCAAGAGUUAGAGAUAUCACUAUGGCUAA